Molecule: messenger RNA, 1306 nt
Organism: Micromonas pusilla CCMP1545
Lineage: Eukaryota; Viridiplantae; Chlorophyta; Mamiellophyceae; Mamiellales; Mamiellaceae
Exons: 5
Coding region: 10-1245 (411 amino acids)
Biological process (GO): pyruvate decarboxylation to acetyl-CoA
Cellular component (GO): mitochondrion; pyruvate dehydrogenase complex
Molecular function (GO): acyltransferase activity
Source: RefSeq, a predicted model, not a curated record
GAGAUCCACAUGCCCGCGCUGUCGCCGACGAUGACCCACGGCGGGAUCCUCUCCUGGGACGUCGAGGAGGGCGGCGCCGUGCGCGCGGGGGACUCGCUCGCGCAAAUCGAGACGGACAAGGCGACGAUGGCGCACGAGUCGCAGGAGGAUGGAUUUCUCGCGAAGAUUUGCGUCGCCGCCGGCGCGGAGAACGUGCCGGUCGGCGUCGUCAUCGGCGUCAUGGUCGAGGAGGAGAAGGACGUCGGCGCAUUCGGGGGCGCGCCGACGACGACGAAAGCCGUCUCGAAGAAAAGGGAGGAUCUCAGCGGCGGCCGCAUGUGGCCGUCCGUCCGAAGGCUCCUCGCGGAGAGCGGGUUAGACCCGCUGACGAUCACGCCCACGGGCGCGCGAGGCGCGCUCGUGAAGGGGGACGUCCUCGCCGCGAUGGGGCUCUGCGAUGCGCCGAAGGCGGCUUCUUCGAACGCUUCGAACGUCGCGACGACGACGACGACGACGACGACGAUGAAAACGCCGAAAACGCCGGCUCCUCCCGCGCCGCCGCCGAAACGCGAUCCUCGCGCGCAGGAGCACGAGGACGUCCCGACCACGAGCGUCCGGAAGGUGAUCGCGUCGCGGCUGCUCGAGUCGAAGACGACGUCGCCGCACUUUUUCGUCGGCGCGGAUGUCUCUCUCGCCGCCGUCGACGCGUUGCGAGCCAAGCUGAAAGCGGUGGACGUCCGCGCGAGCGUGAACGACUGCGUGAUGUACGCCGUCGCGCGCGCGCUCGCGCGGUCGCCGAAGGUCAACGCGACGUACGACGCCGCGGAAGGCGUCGGGAAGACGUCGGCGAGCGUCGACGUCGCCGUCGCGGUGGCGACGGACGGCGGCUUGAUCACGCCCAUCGUCUUCGACGCGGAUAAGAAAAGUCUCACCGUCAUCGGCGAGACCGUUCGCGCGCUCGCGUCCAAGGCGAAGGCUGGGACGCUGAAGCCCGCGGAGUUCAUGGGCGGGAGCUUCUCGGUGUCGAACCUCGGGAUGUUCCCCGUGGACCACUUCAGCGCGAUUUUGAAUCCGCCGCAGGGCGCGAUCAUGGCCGUCGGGCGAGGGACUUCGAGGGUUCACGUGAACGACGACGGGACGCUGGGGGACGAGGCCGUCGCGAGCGUGACGGUCAGCGCCGACGCGCGCGUGUGCGACGAGGCGGACGUCGCGAGGUUUCUGGAGGCGUUCAGGGAGGAGAUCGAGGCGGACGAGUGGAGCGUUUAAAGUAAGUUGUAGGCGACAUAAGAAAGGAUUUUUUUUUUCUUCCAGUCAAAGAUCUAAAGUG